CGAACAUGGAGUACAAAACAUUUUCUAAAGUCACAAAUCACUUUGAACUUGUUAAUUAAAUGAGCAGUAAUAAUUCAAAGGUUUGUCUUAGAAGAAUUUUGCGUGACACUACAGGCUACAGCCAAACUCGUGGAAAUGAAGCCAAGUUCCAAAGGCGCAUUGUAACUCUAACAUUGGAAAUAUGAUUUUGGUAUAUAGUACUGCAAGCAGGUACAUCUUCUAGAUUUGUUCUUGGAGCAGAGUUGAUAUUUUCUUUCAAGACAUGGGAUGGUGAUUGCCAUGGCGAAAGUAAUAAAGAAAACGUUUUGCAUUGGUUUCAAUAUCAGUUUUUACAAAACUUAGAACCUUCUACAAUUAUUAUGAAUAGUUACCACAGUACGGUGGUCAAUACAGCACCGAUAACAGCUGAAAAAAAAGUUAUAGAUAACUGGUUAAUUGAACAUGAUAUUUCUUUUGAAACAACAUUGGUCAAAACACAGUUAUAAAAUUUGGUACAAAUAUAAGUUAAUGUAAAAGUUCCUAAAUGUAUUUUGUAAUCCAUAUUAGAGUUCAAAUCAUUAAAUUAAAAGGUUCAAAAAGAAAUUAAAUUGCAGGAAAACUUGCUUUUCCUAAACACCUCUAGCCUGUACAGAAUGUAACAAAAUGGAAGACGAAGUUUAAGCACGACGCCAUAGUCCCAAUGCGGAUAGUCCAUUUGAGUUUUACAGUAUAUUUUUUGUACGACUACCUAUUUUAAAAAUUAUUUUAGGUUAUUAAGAAAAAAUAACUAUUUUAAAAAUAAUUUACAACUUUUACUAAUUUAUAAACUAAAAAAAAGGAUUUAAUUUAGUUAGUCUCCAAUACUAGAUUUGAACCCGGGACCUUUGCAUGGCAACUUAAUUUGCUAUCGACACAACUACUAUUUUCGUUUAACCAGAACAUUCUAAAACUGAAAUAAAAUACACUGUGUUUCAUUUAAAAAAUAUUUUUAUUUUCCUGGCAAAAGUGUAACAUCCAAAAAUAUUUUUAAAGUAUGCGUACUUAUAGAAUCUUUCUGCCUUAUUUUCACCUGUGUGAUACGCUGUUAAAAUUUAGGAACACCCAGAAUAAUGAAUCCGCGAGAUUGCAAUAAUAUUGUGGAAUACCCUGUAAAAAUAAAUUUCAUAUCGUUUCGACUGAAAACCUUCGACCUUUGUUAAUUAACAAAUGUAAAGGAAAUAAUUUUUUUUGUCUAAAUACGCAAUAGUUUGUUUUCAAAAUUAACAAAACUAUAGACUACCUAUUGAAAAUAAAUUAUCUUAUCAUUUUGGUAAUCGAACAAUGUGUUGAUAACUGCUCGUAUUAAUAAUAUUAAUUAAGUAAUUAAUAAUAUAUAAAGAAGAGAUAUCUAAAAUUUAAAAUAUUUGCUUCAGUUAGUAUAUUGAUAGAGUAUAGUGAUGAUUAUUAAUGCAAUUAUUCAAACCUUAGUGGAUGAAAUAAAGCGAAGCAAUGUAAAAACAAACUACAUGCAAAUAGAUCUAAUUAAUGUAACAGAAUUAAGUGAUAUAAUAGAGAAAAAUGUGUCUAACAUUGAUUAUCUGGAAAACAUUAAAAUAUGUGCCAAAAAGUUACUACAACAGAGAAAUCAAGAAUUAAAAAUAUUAGAAGAAAACAUAGUAAGAAAAAUUAUAUACAAAGCAGUUAAAUUAAUUUUUGAAAACACUACACAAGAAGAGAGAUUUUUGUUCUUAAACCAUCUUUUAGAAACUACUUAUGAUUUACUGGUUCAAAAUUUAGUUCAACUUAACAAACAUUCUUCUAUUAUUUCAAGAGAUGAUUACAAAUGCAUUAUAAGAAGUUUUAUACCUAUUGUGAAGCUAGAAGCAGUAUUAGAACAUGAUAAUAAAUAUAUAAUUGAAGAUUUUAUCCAAUAUUUGCAACAUCCUGAAAUUUUAAUAGAAGAUACUUAUGAAAUUAUAAAAAAGAAGUUUUAUAAGCAAGAUUUUGAAUAUAUAAAUUUCGAAUUAAUACCAAUUACAGCUAAAAUUGGUUUUUUAGGUGUAUAUGCGAAUUUAAAAAUCUAUACAAGAUUGAAUGGUCAAAAAACAACGAGUAAUUUUUUUAUUAAAUUUCUACCAAAAGAAGGUGAUGAAAAUCAAACUAUUGCAGUAAAUUCUUUUAUUAAAGAAAAACUAUUUUACACCAAAUUCAUUGAUCUACUGGAUAAAAUUGAGUCAGACGAUUGGAACUUUUUACCAAAAUGUUAUUUAGUUUCUGAAAAGUUUAUGGUGUUGGAAGAUUUGUCGAUUCAAGGUUAUUUUUCUGUUAAAAUUUUCACUAAUUUUGAUCAUAGAUAUUGUUCUCUAACUGUUAAACGAUUGGCAAAAAUGCACGCCGGUUCUAUAUUAUUAGAGGAAAAGUUGAGUGAAAAAAUUGGAACUGAAAUAAGAAUUGAUGAAUAUUUUCCAGAAAUGAUUUCGGAAACUCUUAUAUUAAAAAACAGCUUUAAUAUCGUAAGUAUGGAACAUAUUUUGGAGUAUCUGAAGAAAUUUCCUCAUAUUGUUAAAGAUAUUACGAUGGAAGAAUUUCAAAGUAGGGCCAGAAAAAAUUUGAACCAAAUUUUUGAUAAAGUUAAAACCUCAGAGAAAUUUAGAAAUGUUGUUACUCACGGAGAUAUUUGGUGUAAUAAUAUUUUUUAUAAAUGUGAUCAGAAUCAUCGUCCUACAGAGUGUUUACUGUUAGAUUUCCAAAUUAUUCGAUAUGUACCACCUGCAAUGGAUGUUUUGCUAUUUUUAUAUACGAAUAUUAACAAAACUUCAAGGAACGAACUUACAAAAACCCUUCUCGAUGAGUAUUACACUGAAUUAAAAUUAAUUUUGAAGAAACAUAACAUUAUUAUCGAAAAAAUUAUUCCGCUGGUUGAUUUUUUAAAAAGUAUGGAAGAUUUAAAAAUUUGUGCAAUAUAUUUAUCCACACUUUAUCACUAUCUACAUGCACUUAGAGAUUUUAGUUAUUACGAAUUAUUAAAUCCGAAAGAAGUCGAGAGAUUUUGGAGCGAAAAAGAUUUUAGAAUUAAAAUUUUUGAUCGGUCAUGGGACACUAUAAAAAAAAAUCAGUGGGUCGAAGACAAUGUUAUUGAAUUGUAUGAGUAUUGCCUAAAAAAUAUGUAACUAAUAUUUUUAAAAACAAAGUAAUAUAAUAAUUUGUU
Psylliodes chrysocephalus is the source of this 3166-nucleotide messenger RNA. Lineage: Eukaryota; Metazoa; Arthropoda; Insecta; Coleoptera; Chrysomelidae. The record is from the annotation of a GenBank genome assembly.